Dentiscutata erythropus is the source of this 795-nucleotide messenger RNA. The record is from the annotation of a GenBank genome assembly. NCBI's taxonomy places the organism in Eukaryota, Fungi, Glomeromycota, Glomeromycetes, Diversisporales, Gigasporaceae.
AUGCCACCUCUUCGUGUUUUACUUCCACGACCAACACCAAUCGAAGAUACAGCACCAAUGAAAGAAUUAUUUACCAGACGUGAUAAUGUAGGAAGUGAAUUCUGCAAAAAUAUUCAUGCUUAUAACAACAUUUUCGCUUUCACAUCUAUAGGAACUAAAUUAGAUGAUGAACUUGCUAAUGAUAAAGAAGAAAUAUAUAUAUUCAGGAUUCAUAGAGGAAUUUAUCACUCUAUAGGAUCUCUUAUCCCUAAUAACAAUGAAAAACCAAAAUUUAUGCAGUUAUAUAUUUAUGACACUGAGCACGAAACGAAUAACAGGCUUGCUAUUAUGCCUGAACUCUGUCAAGAUGUUUUAGAGAUUAUCAAAUUGAUAUUAGAUCAGUUUAACCUGUUUGUUACUAAUUUUCACUCAAUUGCUAUACAUAAUAAUAUAACCAACCUACGUCUUCUUUUCAGAGCUAACUAUGGCUUGGAUCAAAGGAAAUACAAUACUCAAACUGCUUCACAAGUAGCAGCUAUAUGGGUAGAAGGUUACAAUCCAGAAGGAUUCAUGAAACGAGAUAUUAUUGUAAAAUCAAGAUCCCAAGGCUUACAAUAUAUUUCAGAACUGAGUGGCUCUUACAAUAUCCGCUUUUUUUCCCAUGUAGUAAUUAUGGUUGGCAUCCGGGAUAAUGCAAAACACAACUCUGAAAAAAGUAACAACCAAACAAUACUACUCAUACAAAUUGCAAAUACAUCAAAAUUCUUCAACAUUGAUUCAUUAUGCCGGAUGACUUUUCCAACAAUACGUGGUUGA